CUGGCGCUGUCGGCUCGGCGCUCUUCGGCGGUCGUGGCGAUCAACAUCGUACUCCUGGUUCUCCCCCUGCUGGUGCUCCUGGUGACCCUUCCCAGCCUCCACCUCAGCAGCCACAGUAUGAUGAUGACUAACUACAUCAGGCACGUCGCGGCCAACGCAGUUGCAGAACAAUUCGGAGAGUUACGGUCCGAGUUGGAGUCUCUGGUUGGAUCUACCGUCGGCGCUACAGUGCAAUCAUCCAACAAAUCUAUUCUCGACACACUGGAGUCCCUGCGCAUCCAGAUUACGGCCCAGCCGAAGGAGGUUGACCAGCAGAUCAUGGCCACUGUUCGCCCCCACAUCGACUCCAUUCACCGCGGCUUGCAAUCCAAGAUUGACUCUCUCGGGUCCCAUGUCAACACGCUCUCGAUCGACGUUGAGCGGCACACCUCGGACAUCGCCAACUUACGAAAGCAGAUGGAGGAGCUCCGCGGCGAACUCAUGGUCGCCAAGCGCACGGAGAAGGCACCGACACCGCCGCCCUCUUUCGAUCGUGUGGAAGACCCGUCUGUUGUCGUCGCCAUGGCCACGAAAAUGGUCGGGAUCGAGUCCGUGCGUGCUACACUUUCCCCAUUCUUGUCUGAGCUGGGCUUGGACGCCUCGUCUUACACCAUCAAAGCCACUGGUCCGAUGCCAAGCAGAAAGUACCUCAUCUCAUUCAACGGCAGUGUCGGGCUUGCAUCUAAGUAUGUCAACAAGGUCUUGUCUAAUCUCAGGCAGAACGAUGAGUGGCGUAUCUUCGAGGCCGACGUGUCAGGCGCUACUCCCGCUCGUCUCCACCUCGGACCAGAUAAAAAUCCAAAGCAAAUCAAAACGGAAAUGGCCCUCAGGAAGCUUCGUACGGCCCUGGCUGGCAAAUAUGAUGGACGAUGGGCAGUGGACAGGGAGCGUGGGAUCCUCCGAUGCGGGUGGACGCACAUCCUCAAGCUCUCGGCCCAGCCCGACGACCAGCCCUUCGACAUCUUCUACAACGACGAGGGCCUCCGCGAAGUCGGCAUCGCCAAGCACGAG
This is a messenger RNA of Prorocentrum cordatum, 1050 nucleotides long. The record is from the annotation of a GenBank genome assembly. Lineage: Eukaryota; Dinophyceae; Prorocentrales; Prorocentraceae.